This is a messenger RNA of Alternaria atra, 1506 nucleotides long. RefSeq lists its product as uncharacterized. The coding region runs from base 1 to 1506 and encodes 501 amino acids. The transcript has 2 exons. Gene Ontology annotation, molecular function: alpha-L-arabinofuranosidase activity. The record is from RefSeq and is a predicted model, not a curated record. Gene Ontology annotation, biological process: L-arabinose metabolic process; pectin catabolic process; arabinan metabolic process. NCBI's taxonomy places the organism in Eukaryota, Fungi, Ascomycota, Dothideomycetes, Pleosporales, Pleosporaceae.
AUGCGCUCACGAACGAACACCCUCGCUCUAGGCCUUGUGGCUACGGGAUCCCUAGUCGCUGCUGGACCCUGCGACAUCUACGCUACCGGCAACACGCCAUGCAUCGCCGCUCACAGCACGACACGCGCCUUGUAUAGCUCCUUCAAUGGCUCCCUCUACCAGAUCAAACGAGGCUCUGAUGGUGCUACGGCCAACGUCGCACCUAUGUCUGCUGGUGGUGUUGCCAACGCGGCAACGCAAGACCAGUUCUGCGCUAACACAACUUGUCUUAUCACUAUCAUCUAUGAUCAGUCUGGUCGUGGUAACCAUCUCACACAAGCUCCACCAGGAGGCUUCCAGGGCCCGGAAGCUAACGGAUAUGACAACUUGGCUGGAGCUAUUGGUGCACCAGUCACCCUGAACGGCCAGAAAGCAUAUGGCGUCUUUGUCUCGCCAGGCACUGGUUAUCGCAAUAACAAAGUAAGCGGUUCAGCGACUGGUGAUGCAGCAGAGGGCAUGUACGCCGUGCUCGAUGGCACACAUUACAACGGCGCAUGUUGCUUUGACUACGGCAACGCAGAAACCAACAACCUGGACACAGGAAACGGACACAUGGAAGCCAUCUACUUUGGCGACAACACUGUGUGGGGUUCUGGCGCCGGCAGCGGACCCUGGGUCAUGGCUGAUCUCGAGAACGGCCUUUUCUCUGGCGCAAACCCGAAAAACAAUCCUGCUGACCCCACCGUCACCUCACGCUUCUUGACCACCAUCUUGAAGGGUGGACCAAACAAGUGGGCUAUCAAAGGUGGCAACGCAGCAUCCGGGGCACUGUCAACGUACUACAACGGUGCGCGCCCCAGUGCGUCGGGCUACAACCCCAUGAGCAAGGAAGGCGCCAUCAUCCUAGGUAUCGGCGGUGACAACAGUAACGGUGCUCAGGGAACCUUCUACGAAGGCGUCAUGACAUCGGGUUACCCGACUGAUGCAACGGAGGAAGCCGUUCAAGCUAACAUCGUUGCGGCGAAAUAUGCUACCACGAGUCUGACAAGUGGCCCUGCAUACACUGUGGGUUCUUCAAUCUCUCUACGCGCAACUACGGCUGGGUACACGGAUCGGUAUCUCGCGCAUACUGGCGCUACAGUGAAUACGCAAGUUGUAUCUUCAUCUAGCACUGCUUUGCUCAAACGUCAGGCUAGCUGGACGGUGCGCGCUGGUCUCGCCAACUCGGCCUGUUUCUCCUUUGAGUCGAAAGAUACCGCUGGAAGUUAUAUCCGCCACUACAACUUUGUGUUGCAGCUUGCGGCGAAUGAUGGAUCCAAGGCGUUUAAGGAGGAUGCGACGUUUUGUCCCCAAGCCGGCUUUACUGGCUCUGGCAGCUCGAUCCGAGCGUGGGGAUAUCCCACUCGUUACAUCAGGCAUUACAACAACAUCGGGGACAUUGCGAGUAACGGCGGUGUUCACGACUUUGAUGCGGCGGCAGGAUUCAAUGCUGACGCGACUUGGGCGCUUAGCACAGGGCUGGCUUAG